Molecule: messenger RNA, 5605 nt
Organism: Psammomys obesus (fat sand rat)
Lineage: Eukaryota; Metazoa; Chordata; Mammalia; Rodentia; Muridae
Gene: Phf20
Product: PHD finger protein 20
Exons: 18
Coding region: 106-3141 (1011 amino acids)
Biological process (GO): regulation of transcription by RNA polymerase II
Cellular component (GO): MLL1 complex; NSL complex
Source: RefSeq, a predicted model, not a curated record
GUCACGUGGUGCGCAGCGCGCACAGUCCUUCUGUCGGUUGGUCUGGAGCGGCGCAGCAGGAGCGGGGCCGUGAGGAGAAUAAAAGCAGCCCGUUGAUGACUGAAAAUGACAAAGCAUCCACCUAACAGACGAGGAAUCAGCUUUGAAGUGGGAGCCCAGUUGGAAGCUCGGGACCGUUUAAAAAACUGGUAUCCAGCUCACAUUGAAGACAUUGACUACGAAGAAGGGAAAGUUCUCAUCCAUUUCAAGCGUUGGAACCAUCGUUAUGAUGAGUGGUUUUGCUGGGACAGUCCUUAUCUACGCCCUUUAGAGAAAAUACAGCUGAGGAAAGAGGGUUUACAUGAAGAAGAUGGAUCUUCUGAAUUUCAAAUAAACGAGCAAGUGCUUGCUUGUUGGUCUGACUGUCGAUUCUAUCCAGCCAAAGUCACUGCUGUGAACAAGGAUGGUACUUACACUGUGAAAUUUUAUGAUGGAGUAGUUCAAACUGUCAAACAUAUUCAUGUCAAAGCUUUUUCCAAAGAUCAGAAUAUUGUGGGUAAUGCUAGGCCUAAAGAGACAGAUCACAAAAGUCUUUCAUCAUCUCCCGAGAAGCGAGAGAAGUUUAAAGAACAGAGAAAAGCCACAGUCUACGUGAAAAAAGACAAAGCAGAAAAGGCCUUAAAGACAGAAAAGCGUCCCAAACAGCCUGACAAAGAAGGAAAGCUGAUCUGCUCAGAGAAGGGCAAAGUGUCAGAGAAAAGCCUUCCCAAGAACGAGAAGGAAGAUAAGGAGAACAUUUCAGAGAACGACAGGGAGUACUCCGGGGAUGGCCAGGUGGAGAAGAAGCCUGAAAAUGACCUUGUGAAGAGCCCACAAGAGAGCCUGAAGGAGCCAAAAAGAAAACGAGGCAGACCCCCUUCCAUAGCUCCUACUGCUGUGGAUUCAAACUCUCAAACUUUGCAACCAAUAACAUUGGAAUUGAGAAGACGGAAAAUAUCAAAAGGAAGUGACAUCCCAUUAAAGCGUCCCCGGCUUGACAAAACUUCAUCCCAAGAACAGUCAAAAAACCGCUCUGCAAACAUUGACAAAGACUUCUCCAGGAGACGGUCCUCCAGGCUGUCCACUAACGGGACCCAUGAGAUCCUAAAUCCUGAUUCAAUUGUACCUGAUCUGGUUCACACAGUUGAUACGAAUCUUCUACAAGACAAGUCACCCAGUGCCAAGGAACCUUCUGAAGGUCAGUUGACAUCUCCGUUGGAAACUGGCCAGGUCUCAUCUGCAUUAACUUGCCACCCCUUUGGGGAUGGACUGGGGGCUGCAGGCUUGGAGUUGAACUGCAAGUCAAUGGGAGAGAACACUGUAAAAACAGAAGCUGCGUCUCCUCUUCCUGAGGCGCAGGAGGUUCCAACUGUUGAAGUUCCAAAUGCUUUGAAGAAAGCGGCUGACUUGGUGACAUUGAAUGUACCAGCUGUGGACCUAGACCACAAGUUUCGAUGCAAAGUUGUGGACUGUUUGAAAUUCUUCCGAAAGGCUAAGCUGCUGCACUAUCAUAUGAAGUAUUUCCAUGGGAUGGAGAAGUCACCAGAGCCAGAGGAUAGCCCAGGAGUGAGGCCUGUGCAGACUCGGGGCUCCACAGUGCCAGACAAGGCCAACCAGGAGAGCUUGACCAGGAAGCGGACCUCUGCCAGCUCUCCGACUGCAAAAGAGAAGGAAAAGAAUAAAGAGAAGAAAUUCAAAGAACUUGUGAGAGUGAAGCCAAAGAAGAAAAAGAAAAAGAAAAAGAAAACCAAACCUGAAUAUCCCUGCAAUGAGGACAUCAGUGACACCUCCCAGGAACCCUCUCCACCCAAAGCAUUUGCUGUCAGCAGAUGUGGGUCCUCACACAAGCCUGGGGUCCAUAUGAGCCCACAGCUCCAUGGUUCAGAUAAUGGAAACCACAAAGGGAAAUUGAAAGCAUGCGAGGAUGAUAAUUUGAGCGAGUCCUCUUCUGAGAGUUUUCUUUGGAGUGAUGAGGAAUGUGGUCAAGAUGUUGAUGUGACCACCAACCCAGAUGAGGAGCUCGAAGGUAACGGCCGCUAUGACUUUGAGGUGGUCCGUUGCAUCUGUGAGGUGCAGGAGGAAAAUGACUUCAUGAUCCAGUGCGAAGAGUGCCAGUGCUGGCAGCACGGGGCCUGCAUGGGAUUGCCAGAAGAAAACGUGCCUGAGAAAUACACGUGUUACAUUUGCCAAGACCCUCCAGGUCAGAGGCCUGGCUUCAAGUACUGGUAUGACAAGGAGUGGUUGAGCCGGGGACAUAUGCAUGGCCUGGCAUUCCUAGAAGAGAACUACUCCCAUCAGAAUGCCAAGAAGAUUGUGGCCACCCAUCAGCUUCUUGGUGAUGUUCAGAGAGUGAUUGAGGUUCUUCACGGCUUGCAGCUCAAGAUGAGCAUCUUGCAAAGCAGGGAGCAUCCUGAUCUGCAACUGUGGUGCCAGCCCUGGAAACAGCAUUCAGGAGAGGGGAGAGCACAUUCUAGACACAUCCAUAUCACGGACACCAGGAGCAAGGACGAGUCCCCGAGCUAUAGAACUUUGAACGGGGCAGUGGAGAAGCCAUUGUCCCUGCCCAGGUCUGUGGAGGAGUCCUAUAUCACCAGCGAGCACUGUUACCAGAAGCCCCGCGCCUAUUACCCUGCUGUGGAGCAGAAGCUGGUAGUGGAGACUAGAGGCUCUGCCCUUGAUGAUGCCGUCAGCCCCCUCUGUGAGAAUGGUGACGAUUCUCUCUCCCCUCGCUUAGGCUGGCCCCUCGACCAAGACAGGAGCAGAGGGGACAGUGACCCCAAGCCCAGCUCCCCAAAGGUGAGGGAGUACAUUUCCAAGAAGGUCCUACCAGAAGAAGCCCCUGCUCGGAAGCUGCUGGACAGAGGUGGAGAAGGGCUGGUGAGCUCACAGCACCAGUGGCAGUUUAACCUGCUGACACACGUGGAGUCCCUCCAGGAUGAAGUAACGCAUCGGAUGGACUCCAUUGAGAAGGAGCUGGAUGUGCUGGAGAGCUGGCUGGACUACACUGGGGAGCUGGAGCCCCCAGAGCCACUGGCCAGGCUUCCACAGCUCAAGCAUUGCAUCAAGCAGCUGCUGACUGACCUGGGCAAGGUGCAGCAGAUUGCCCUCUGCUGCUCAACAUGAAACUGGGCACCCAAGACAUUUGGAGCACAAUCCUGGCAUGUCUGCCAGGGGAGCUUCGCAUAUUUAAGUAAAUAAACUUAGCAUGCUGAAUGCACGGGACUCUGACUGACUUCAGGGAUUUGGCAGGAGUGUGAUGGACAUUGGGACAAAGAGACCAUUUUGGCUGCUGGAGGACAGGGCACUCUUGAUUUGGAAGCCAACCACGAAGGCAGCGCAUAGUCUUAGAAUCCCCUUCGGUGCACAUCGUUGAACGAAGCGAGUCUUUGCACAUCUUCACUUGGAAUCGUGCCACUGAUGAUAAGCAAAAUGAGAGCCAAAAAAAAAAAAAAAAAAAUCUAGUUGGAAACAGUUGUAAAUUCAAUUUGCAGUUUAUUUAAUUGAUUUUUGGGCCAGGUUGAGACAUGUGCCAGCCCUUCCGGUUUCUCUGCCUGGUGGCGUGUGGGCAGCAGGCACCAUUUUCAUCUUUCAUCGUCACUGGAACGUUGGGACUUCACUGUGCUGUGCAGUUUGGAAGGAGCAGGGCCCUGAUGCACUGCUUCCUCAAGACUUUGUUUUCUCAGCAUGGUUUCACAGACCAGGGACAAGGCUGUAUGUUUUUACCCAGAGUCGGCUGGGCUGUGCCUUCGGCAACCAAGCGGAAAAUGCUGAAGGAGGAACUAGAAUCUUGAUGUACUGAGAAUCUACAAGGAAUUCCAGAAGGAAGCAGGCAGGGUCUAGAACCCAAAGGACAGCUUUUUUUUUUUUUUUUUUUUACCCACUUAUUAAUUUCAAUAGCUUCCCUGUUCUAUUUAAAGUUAAGGGGGGAAAAGUUUCCCAAAAGUUUUGAACUCUUCUACUGUAAAGAUUUGUUACAAAGAACGUGGGAAUUACCUUACUUUAUGUCGUCAUCAGCAAACUUGAGGUCUGUGUGCCGCUUUCCUCCUUCUUGGAGGCUAGUGUAGUUGCCGUACACUUCAACACGUGAAUGUCCUGUCUGUGUUUCUUUGUGAGAUGAAGGUGAUUAUGCUGCUUAAGGUCCAGGUACAACCUGUUUGUACCUUUGGAGAGAUAUUUGUGUUAUUUUACAGAUUCUGGUUCCAUGUGUCAUUGCUAUAUUGUUUGGUUUUACCUUACUAGGCAAAGUUUGAAAGGUUCCAUGCUUUGAGAACUUAAUUUUUACCAGUUUUUGCAUCACUAAAGGCAAACGCUGAAGUACAUUUAUCCAUCAACACCCACAGGUUUGUCAUCAGUUUUGGAAUCUGUAAUGCUCUAGGGCUGCAAAUCUUUACUAUGUAAACAUCAAGGAGCCAGUGUCGGUAGCAACAGCAGCAUCUACAGCUGCCUUGGGAAGGUUAAGCUUUAGGCCCAACAGGUCACUGUGGAAGUUUCAGGGAAUAAGUGCCCUGUCUAGUGAUUUGUUCACCAUCUGAUAUAAAAUCAGCCACAGGGCAAGCGUGAGUUGACCUGGCAUAGCUUAGGAGCUGUGUGAAACAUAAUUAAGCCAACACAGUCCCUUACAAAAGGCUGUUUUCCCACUGCUCGCAUUGAUAUUUCUGUCGUGGGAAGAAAUGCUCAAGUCUACAGGACGUCUGUGUUCUGGAUAAUUUAUCAUAUAGUAGCUGCAUUUUGAGACUUGUAUGGUGAUUGUCUAAAAGGGGAAGAAACAAGAUAACUAUAGCUACCGCUGUGCAGGGUACGAUGAUUGUUAUAGUAGAUACUGAUUUGGGACCUAUUGAGAUGGCUCAGUUGAUAGAGGUGCUUGUCACCAGCCUCCUGACCUGAGUCUAGUCCCCAGGACCGACAUAGCAGGUUGUCCUCUGACACACAUACACACAUAUAAUAACGGCUUUUAAAUUAAGGUUUUUCUUUUAUGUAACUACUCUUGCGUAUGACAUCUGGGGAAUCUCUAACUUUGAAGGCAAUCAAUUUUGUGUCCUGUUGAACAGUGGAAGCAGAAACUGAAUUACCUAAUUCCGCCACUUGGUCAUUACUGGGUUGAUCAUUUAGGUUUUGUGAAGGAAGUAACCUGGUUUCAUCGUGACUUUUUGUUUUGGGGAAGCAAAGUAGACCUCCUCACCCCCAUAUUCUGAUAACCUCAGUUCUUCCCUAACUUAAAGCCAUGUUGAGGGGCUCCAUUCCCAGUUCCUGGGUCAAAGUGAAUUCAGCCCUAAGUUGGAGCACUGGAAUCUGUUAUUUGCAAACAAUGCUGAUACCAUUUAGAAAGCUGUGCACUACCUAAGUUCUGUCUGUUAAAAAACUGUCCACCUAUAGAAAGUCACCCUAACAAAGGAGUUCUGGUUUGAUCAGUCAUUCCUGAGCAUGUAUGCAAGGUGGAUCCUGGCUGAGCCGACACUGCACUGUGGAUGUGUAUCUGUGUUUACGCGCUAUAGACAGGAGGCACUGUACAUAGUGUUGCUCUCAAGCAGUAUCUGCAGAACAUGAAAACUCUUGUGUCUGGAAAAAAUAAAACAGGUUCUUGUUGCUA